CAAAAAUAUAAAUUGUGUUAACCAUAAAUGUUCUACCAUACCGAAUUUCAUGGCAUAAAAAAUUUUAUGUACAGUGGUAGAUAAUCCAUGCUAUUAAAUUUGCAUCUAUAAAAAAAAAAAAAAAUAUCCAAUUUUCCCGAUGUAUAUUUCAAUGUAUUAAUGUAGAUCAUUCAGUAUAUUAUGUCAAUAGUCUACAAUAUUUUUAAUUUGGGAAGUAUUGCAGUUAGGUAUUUCGUUAUUUAGUCAAUUUUCAUUUCCAAGCAUUCAGUGUUGUCGACGUCAUUCUUGGUUACUUUUACCGUGCGUUGUAGCGGGGAUAUCUGUUUAUGGUGGGCGGUUGCGCGGGGCUACCACUACCACUYCAUGUAAUCUCACUGCACACAAAAUGGCCGCUUAUUGUUUGUCUCGUACCGUUUUCCGCACACUCGUACACGUUCUUACCUUAACAUAUAUCGGUGUCCCUUUUAUUUUCGUUGAUCGAAAUCAAAUUUAAAUGUCUAUUUGAUUACCGAAUGUUGUCAAUUUUCAUGUUAAAUACUCUCGAUAAUUGUGGCCAUACGCGAAACGCACACAAUAUUGGCCGUGCCACUUCACCUCCUCACCUUGACUGCCCAUCACUGACCGUAUUUAUGUGAAGCGACGUUUUUUCCUGUAAUUUUUCAUUCUUCAAACAUUCGGUUUUUACUAUUAAUAUUGUCUUGUGACCCUUAUAUGAUUUUUUCUCUUCGGUUUUACGUUUUGAACUGCGGCCCUAAAAUUCACAAGAUUGUUUUAGCCACCCAAAAUGCAUCAGAAUGUGUCAGAAGAAGAAUCUUCAGAUUCUGAUCAAAAUAAUGAAAAUAAUUCAGGAUCAUCAUCAUCAAGUUCUGAAAGUCAAUCUGAGCACAGUGUUAAAGUGUCGCAAGAAGCUAACAGUUCUGAACAAUCAACUGAUGAAUAUAGUCCUUCAGAACGACCUAAACGUGUGACUAAACCAUCAUUAAAACUCAGUGAGAGUGGGGAAUCAAGUGAUUACAGUUCACGAGUCACAAAAAAUACAAAGUGGAAAAGUGAUAGCUCAAAUUAUGAUUCUGAAACCGAUAAAGAAGAAAUACCUCGUAGUAAAUCAUUAGCUGCAUUACGACGUCAAAAGCAACCUAUAAGGCGGCGUCCUGCAACCAAACAAAAUUCACGCUGUAAAAAAAAAAAUAACAGUUUUAGUGCUGAUAACAGUGAUGAUGAAGAUACUAGUAAAUCUAGAAAUGCACGUCGAAGACCCGUGGCAGUUAGUUAUAAAGAAGAAAGUGAAAAAAGUGAUAGUGAUGAUUAUUUGGAAAAAGAGGUUGAAGAAAAAGAAGAACCACCUGAUACUUCUGAAACAAUUGAAAAAGUUUUGGCUCGAAGACAAGGGAAAAAAGGUGCUACAGGAGAUGCAACAACUAUUUAUGCAGUUGAGGAGAAAGGAGAUCCUAAUAUCGAGUGUGAUCUCAGUGAAAAAGAGACUCAGUUUCUGAUAAAAUGGAAGGGCUGGUCAAAUAUUCAUAAUACUUGGGAGUCUAUGAACUCACUUUUGGCCCAAAAAGUUAAAGGGCUUAAGAAAAUUGAUAACUUUGUGAAACGUGAAGAUUCUAUUAGUGCAUGGCGUGAUCAAAUGACACCUGAAGAUUCUGAAUAUUAUGAAUGUCAACUUGAACUUCAGCAAGAUUUAUUAAAAAGCUACAAUAUUGUUGAAAGAAUAAUAGGAGAAUCUAAAAAUCCAGCACAAAAAGAGUAUUAUGUAAAAUGGCAAUCUUUGCCUUAUAGUGAUGCAACAUGGGAAGUAGCAUCAUUAAUUGAACGUAAGUGGCCUCAAAAAAUAAAAGAAUUCAGAGAUCGCGAGGGUUCAAAAAGAACACCUUCAAAAGCAUGUAGAGCUUUAAAAUAUCGUCCAAAAUUUGUUCAACUCACUGAAGAACCUGAAUAUUUUGGUGGUUAUGAUGAGAAACUGAUACUUCGAGAUUACCAAUUACAUGGUGUGAAUUGGCUUAUUCAUUCAUGGUGUAAAGACAAUUCUGUAAUUCUUGCUGAUGAGAUGGGUCUCGGAAAAACUAUACAAACUAUCUGUUUUUUGUAUUAUUUAUUUCACAAUUACCAAAUGCAUGGUCCAUUCCUAGUUGUUGUUCCUUUAUCUACUAUGCCCUCAUGGCAAAGAGAGUUCAGUUUAUGGGCUCCUGACAUAAACAUUGUAACAUAUAUUGGAGAUGUUGAAUCUCGUAAUAUAAUACGUGAAACAGAGUGGUGUUUUGAAAGUUCUAAAAGAUUAAAAUUUAAUGCUAUUCUUACCACAUAUGAAAUUGUCCUUAAAGAUAGUAUGCUAUUAAACAGUCUUAGUUGGGCUGUCUUAAUGGUUGAUGAAGCACAUCGCUUAAAAAAUGAUGAUUCUCUUUUGUAUAAAGCUCUUCAAGGUUUUGACACUAAUCAGAGGUUACUUAUAACUGGAACUCCUUUGCAAAACAGUUUGAAAGAACUAUGGGCAUUGUUGCACUUCAUUAUGCCUGGAAAAUUUGAUAACUGGGAAGAGUUUGAGCAUAUGCAUGAUAAUGCAGCUAGUAAAGGUUAUACAAAACUUCAUAGACAACUUGAACCAUACAUUUUACGCCGUGUUAAAAAGGAUGUAGAAAAGUCACUACCAGCCAAAGUUGAACAAAUUUUAAGGGUAGAAAUGACUCCUGUACAAAGAAAAUAUUACAAAUGGAUUUUGACCAAAAAUUAUAAUGCUUUAAGAAAAGGAUCUAAGGGAUCAUCAACAACGUUCUUAAAUAUUAUGAUAGAAUUAAAAAAGUGUUGUAAUCAUGCUCUGUUGACCAAACCCCAAGAGAAUGAAAACACAGCUGAUGACAAUCUUCAGGGUUUAUUACGAGGCUCUGGAAAACUUAUGCUACUUGAUAAGUUAUUAGUACGUCUGAAAGAAACUGGCCACCGAGUAUUGAUUUUUUCACAGAUGGUUCGCAUGCUAGAUAUUCUUGCUGAAUAUUUAAGUUAUCGACAUUUACCAUUCCAAAGACUUGAUGGUAGCAUUAAAGGUGAUAUAAGAAGACAAGCAUUAGAGCAUUUUAAUGCUGAGGGAUCUCAAGAUUUUUGUUUUCUAUUAUCAACUCGAGCUGGUGGACUUGGUAUUAAUUUAGCCACAGCAGAUACAGUUAUUAUAUUUGAUUCGGACUGGAAUCCUCAAAAUGAUUUACAAGCCCAGGCACGUGCUCAUAGGAUUGGACAGAAGAAUCAAGUUAAUAUUUAUCGACUGGUUACAAAAGGAUCAGUUGAAGAAGACAUUGUAGAAAGAGCAAAGCAGAAAAUGGUUCUGGAUCAUUUGGUAAUUCAACGAAUGGAUACUACUGGUCGUACUGUUUUAGACAAAAAAGCAAAAAAUGCAUCAAUUCCUUUUAACAAAGAUGAGCUUACAGCUAUAUUAAAAUUUGGGGCUGAAGAAUUAUUUAAAGAUGACCCUGGAGCUGAUGAAGAACCUAUAUGUGACAUUGAUGAUAUUUUGAGAAGAGCUGAAACUCGAGAUGAAGCUCCGACAACUGUGGGUGAUGAACUUUUAUCUGCCUUUAAAGUGGCUAGUUUUACUUUUGACGAAGAAAAAGAUAUUGCUGAUAAGUCACCUAGUGCUCAAAAUGAACAAGAAAAUAAAGAAUGGGAUGAAAUAAUACCUGAAACACUAAGAAAAAAAGUUGAAGAUGAAGAAAAAGCAAAAGAAAUGGAAGAUCUUUAUUUACCUCCUAGAAGUAGAAAAACGUUACAAAAAGUGAAUCAAGGAGAAGGAAAAAGUGAAAAAUCAAAGAAAGACGAAUCUGAUGAUUCUAGCUAUGAUGGCAGUGAUGAAGAUCAACCAAGAAAACGUGGAAGACCACGUGUUGGCACUAAAGAAAUUGUAAAAGGUUUCACCGAUGCAGAAAUUCGAAAAUUUAUUAAGAGUUGUAAACGUUUUCCUAAUCCUAUGAAACGUAUUGAUGCUGUAGCUGGUGAUGCAGAUCUUCAAGAGAAGCCUAAAUCAGAGUUAAAAAAAUUAGUUCAAAUGUUAUAUGACCGUUGUAAUGAAGCAUGUAAUAGUGAGCACACUGAAAAAGAAUCUGAUGCUACUAAUGAAGAUGGUGUUAAAAAAAGAAAUAGGGGACCUUCAAUAAAACUUGGUGGUGUGGCAGUUAAUGCUAAAAGUGUGUUAGCUUGUAGUGAAGAAUUGGAUGUUUUGGAUGAUAUAAUACCAUUAGAUGAAGAGGAAAGAUCUAAGUUCACUUUAGAUUUGAAACGUGUCAAAUCAGCAAAUUUUGAUUUUGAUUGGGAUAUAACUGAUGAUUCAAAAUUGUUAAUAGGAAUUUAUCUAUAUGGUUUAGGUUCAUGGGAAGCAAUUAAAAUUGAUACUGCAUUAGGCCUCAGUGACAAAAUACUAUCUAAUGAAGAUAAGAAACCUCAAGCUAAACACUUAUUAGCUCGUGCUGAAUAUCUACUGAAGAUGUUGAAAAAAAAUCAAGUAGUAGUUAAAGGUGAGCCAAAACCUAAGAAAGUACGUAAGGUAAAAGAAGGAAAAUCUAGAGAAAUAAUUGAUGACGAUAGUACUGACAAUGAAAAUGGAAAUAAAAAGAAAAAUGAUACUGCUACUAAUCAGGAAGAAAAAUUAAAAACAAAAAAAGAUUUGAUCAAUGCAAAAUCUGGUCUAAAUAGUUCACCAAAAAAAGAAAAAAAACGUAAAGUUGUUGCUAAAACAGGUCCAAUGCAUUUUACUGCUAAUAGUGAACCUAAGGCUGUUAAUGUGGAUGAUAUUGUUGAGUUGCCAAAAGAAAAGUUUUUAGAGUGUAAAGAAAAAAUGAGGCCAGUGAAGAAAGUAUUAAAAGCUUUAGAUGAUCCAGAAGAAAAGAAAAAUGAAUUACGUUAUGUAAAUCAUAUGCAGGAAUGUUUAAUAGAAAUUGGAUCCCACAUUGGUAAAUGUUUAGAAGAAUUUAAGGACCCAGAUAAAAUAAGAGAAUGGAGAAGCAAUUUGUGGUUUUUCGUCUCCAAGUUUACUGAAUUUGACUCUAAGAAACUACUUAAAAUUUAUCGGCGAGGAUUACAUACAACAGAAAAACUUGAAAAAGAUAACAAAAUAAAAGAUAGAAAUAAAAACAAAGAUAAAAUUAGGGAUAAAUCUAAAGAAGAUAAAAAACUUCUAAAAAAUCAGAUGGAAUCUGAAGAUUCAUUAAAACGAAAACGUGAUAGUGAUGAUAUAGAAAAAUCAAACAAAAAAAAGAUGAGCUCAAACAAUAAUUCAGGUGGUUUAUUAACUACUCCAACUUCUGUUCUAACUACACCUCCAAGUUCUAGUAAUUCCUCCAAUGCUACAAGGUCAUAUGAUCAAAGCAGUAAUCGAUAUGAUACAAAUUAUAAUCAUCAUAGAAAUAGGAGUACACCCUAUUCUAGGAAUGAUAAUCGAAAUGAUACACGGAGUGAUGCUCGAAGUGAUAAUAGAAGGUUUUCAUCUAGUCGUGACUCUAACACCAGGCGUGAAAGGUAUGACAAUAGUUAUCGUAGUCGUCCAGCAUUCAGGGAAAGAGAAAGGGAUAUUGAUUCUGAUAUGCGAAUGUAUGAUAAAAUUAGGUAUCAACAACAGGCUUAUGCUGCAUACGGACAAGCUGCUGCAGCUAGUUUUUAUGCUCCCGAAUUGUAUAGUAGCCGCUCAAGUUCUGCAUCAUAUAUGAGCUUACCUCAAUAUAGUGUUUCUUCUGAUUGGCAUCCUCCUGUAUCAGAAUAUAGGAGAGAUUAUGAACGCAGACCUCGAAACAAUUCCUAGCUAUGUUUUGUUUUCUAUUAUAUAAGUAUUAAAAUAUUUAAAACUAUACUUAUCACCUUGAAUUUAAAAAAAAAUGCGUCUAUAUA
Molecule: messenger RNA, 5865 nt
Organism: Diuraphis noxia (Russian wheat aphid)
Lineage: Eukaryota; Metazoa; Arthropoda; Insecta; Hemiptera; Aphididae
Gene: Chd1
Product: chromodomain-helicase-DNA-binding protein 1
Biological process (GO): nucleosome organization
Cellular component (GO): nucleus; chromatin
Molecular function (GO): ATP-dependent chromatin remodeler activity; histone binding; chromatin binding
Source: RefSeq, a predicted model, not a curated record